This is a messenger RNA of Neoarthrinium moseri, 999 nucleotides long. RefSeq lists its product as uncharacterized. Lineage: Eukaryota; Fungi; Ascomycota; Sordariomycetes; Amphisphaeriales; Apiosporaceae. The record is from RefSeq and is a predicted model, not a curated record. Gene Ontology annotation, molecular function: methyltransferase activity. The coding region runs from base 1 to 999 and encodes 332 amino acids. The transcript is spliced from 7 exons.
AUGGGCACACUUAAGAAGCCUAAAAGGGGUGGCCAAAGCCACACCGAAGCUAUCAAUGGGCAGGUCAUGGCCUUGUCUUCUCCUAAGCUAUCCGCAGCUCAAGGCAGCAAGGCCAGCUUCUCGGACCAUCUGCUGCGCCCUCGUCCCGCUUCCUGUGCUUCACUGCUAUCGGACCAAUCACUCGUAACUACACCAUGUUUCCAAGAGGACUGCUUGCCAGCAACUGACAUGAAGAAGGGCAACGCUAGUGCCUUCCAGGAAAACCUCUGGCCGACAGUUGACAGCGAUGAGUCGGAUGAACCUAUGUCCUGCCCCAAAUCAAGAAGGGGGAGUCGAGGCGAGGACCCAAAACACAGGUUUCGUUCGAGAGUACGCAAAUUUGGCAGGUUCGGCCGAUCUGUUAAUAAGAAAUACUUUAUGCCCUCUGAUCAGCGGGAAUUAGAUCGAAAUGACACACAGCAUAUAAUCCAUCUUGACCUGCUUGACGGUAGACUCCAUCUAGCACCUCUCACCAAUCCUAGAAAGGUUCUGGAUGUCGGGACUGGAACUGGCAUAUGGGCCAAAGAAUACUCGGCGAGGAAUCCGUUUACCGAUGUCCUGGGGAUCGACAUCAACCCCAUCCCUCACUCAAACACUACCGGCAACUGCUUCUUUGAACAGUAUGACGCACGAUCCAAAUGGAGGUUUCCUUACAAGUUCGACUUCAUCCAUGCACGAAGUCUCGGAGAGUUCAAAAACGAAGAUAAGAGAAAGUUAUUUGAAAACAUCUACGAGAAUCUAGAGCCUGGUGGUUGGGUCGAGUUCAGAGAAUGGAUUGUACAUGUGCAAUCGCCAGACAAUUCACUAUGGGGAACAUCGAUCGAGCUGUGGAACAAACUGCUUGACAAAGGUGCGCGCAGCCGACCCCCAAUAACGUAUAGCCGACGUGCUGACACAAAACGGGUCUACGUCGGAUCCACAAAUCGCUCCACUUCAUCACCGCUUACAAGGAGAUACUAA